This is a messenger RNA of Rubroshorea leprosula, 940 nucleotides long. The record is from the annotation of a GenBank genome assembly. NCBI's taxonomy places the organism in Eukaryota, Viridiplantae, Streptophyta, Magnoliopsida, Malvales, Dipterocarpaceae.
GGCCUCACCAAAGGCUCUCUGGCUUUUCUCAAUUACCCAGCUCAGCUCAUGUUCAAAUCCACCAAGGUUCUGCCGGUGAUGGUAAUGGGAGCUUUCAUUCCUGGAUUGAGAAGGAAAUACCCAGCCCAUGAAUACGUUUCUGCCCUACUUUUAGUUGUGGGUUUGAUCCUCUUCACCUUAGCAGACGCUCAGACCUCCCCAAACUUCAGUGUCCUCGGAGUUCUCAUGGUCACCGGCGCUCUGAUCAUGGAUUCCUUUCUGGGUAACUUGCAAGAAGCCAUCUUUACCAUGAAUCCCGAAACCACACAGAUGGAGAUGCUGUUCUGCUCGACCGUUGUGGGUUUACCCUUUUUAAUCCCACCCAUGCUUUUAACAGGGGAAUUGUUCAAAGCAUGGACUUCAUGUUCUCAGCAUUUAUACGUUUACUGCGUUUUAGUCUUCGAAGCCUUGGCCACCUUCGUCGGCCAAGUUUCCGUUCUCUCCCUCGUUGCUAUUUUCGGGGCGGCCACCACUGCCAUGGUAACAACGGCGAGGAAGGCGGUGACGUUAUUGUUAUCAUAUUUGAUAUUUACUAAGCCAUUAACGGAGCAGCACGGAACAGGGCUUCUGUUAAUUGCCAUGGGAAUCACAUUGAAGCUUUUACCGGCGGAGAAAACCAAUCCCUACAAAAGGCUCCCCACCUUACCCACGUCCAACAACGGCAGAACUGAAAACCCGUCUCCUGUUGAUCAAGAAGAGAAGACUUCAUCAGAAAUUGAAGUUGAAAACGAAGAGAAAAGGCCAUUGGUUUAAUUAAUUGUAAUUUCCUUGUUAUUCACUUGAUAAUAUUAAAUUAUAAGAAAAAUAAAAUGAAGUAUGUUUACUGUUAUUUCAUUCUUUCUCUCUUGUGUUUGAUGUAAUUCAAAACAAUGUAUGGUGUGGUUAUGCCGACCACUAUAAU